GUUGUCACGUGGCGGCGGAUCCGGAAGUGGCGGGCGGUCACGUGGGCGGGCAUGGCGGAGCCCAAGCUCCGCGUGAAUGCGGCGUUCGCCGAGCGGUACCGGCGGUACCGGAGGAGAGAGGAGCUGCAGAAACUUCGGGACCGCUACGGGGACACCGGGGACAGCGGGGACAGCGGGGACAGCGACAGCUCCGGCUCCAGCGGGGACGAGCCGGCCCUGGACCCCCGGGAGGAGCGGGAGUUCUACCGGACCCUGGCGCUGCUCAAGAACCGAGACCCCCGAAUUUACCGGAGCGACGGAGAGUUCUACAGCAGGAACGAGUCCGAGGAUGAUGAGGAUGAGGAUGAAGAUGAUGAAGAUGAGGAUGAGGAAGAGCGGGGGGCGUCCCGGCCGAUGUUCCUGAAGGAUUACGAGAGGAAGGUGGUGCUGGAGAAGGAAGG
This is a messenger RNA of Poecile atricapillus (Black-capped chickadee), 440 nucleotides long. RefSeq names its product protein KRI1 homolog. The record is from RefSeq and is a predicted model, not a curated record. Gene Ontology annotation, cellular component: 90S preribosome; nucleolus. Gene Ontology annotation, biological process: endonucleolytic cleavage in ITS1 to separate SSU-rRNA from 5.8S rRNA and LSU-rRNA from tricistronic rRNA transcript (SSU-rRNA, 5.8S rRNA, LSU-rRNA). NCBI's taxonomy places the organism in Eukaryota, Metazoa, Chordata, Aves, Passeriformes, Paridae. The transcript is spliced from 4 exons. The annotation marks the transcript as partial.